CCAUUACUGUAUGUGCACUUGGCGCACGCAAUAAUUUCUCCUACAAAACUCCUCUAAAUUUUAGAGCCACGUACAUUAUCUUCUAUAACGAGACCACCGAAUAUCCCCACGAAAUCUUGCACCUUUUUCUCCUCUUCAUCACGAAACCCUACCCUCGUCUCUCUUUUUGUGUGUGUGUGUGUGUGUGUGCGUGUGUGUGUGUGGAUCUCUUUAUAGGUCUCUAUAAAUACCCACCUCAACUUAAACCCAUGAACACACCACAAACACAAACUUUAGCCAAAACCAACAUGGCCAACCGAAGCAUUUUUACCCACAAACUCUUCCACAUUUUGAUUACUUUUGUGGCAUUAACUUGUGAGGCCACCUAUGGUGAUCAAUUUGUUGGGGUUCAAGGGACUGAGUUUGUGCUCAAUGGCCAGCCAUUCUUGUUCAAUGGGUUCAACUCUUAUUGGAUGAUGCACGUCGCGGCGGAGCCCGCGGAGCGCGGUAAGGUCACCGAAGUGCUUCGCGAGGCGGCGGCGAACGGGCUCACCGUGUGUCGGACGUGGGCGUUUAGCGACGGUGGCGAUCGCGCCCUCCAGGUGUCGCCUGGCGUGUACAAUGAAUUCGUUUUCCAGGGACUUGACUUUGUGAUCUCGGAGGCACAAAAGUACGGAAUUCGCUUGAUCCUGAGCUUAGUGAACAACUUCAAGGACUUUGGCGGUAGGGCGCAGUACGUGCAGUGGGCUCAGAAUGCGGGAGCGGCGCCGGUGAACGGGGAGGACGAUUUCUAUACAAAUGAAGUGGUGAAGGGAUACUACAAGAACCAUGUAAAGACAGUGUUAACAAGGAUCAACACAAUGACUAACAUGGCCUACAAGGAUGACUCAACAAUCAUGGCAUGGGAACUAAUGAAUGAACCUCGUUGCCAAUCAGAUUACUCUGGGAAAAUGAUUAAUGGAUGGAUACAAGAGAUGUCGACUUACGCGAAAUCGCUCGACGAGAAGCACCUUCUCGAAGCCGGUAUGGAGGGUUUUUAUGGCGACUCCAUGCCGGAGAAGAAGCAGUACAAUCCCGGGUACCAAGUUGGGACGGAUUAUAUUACUAGUAAUCUCAUCAAGGAGAUAGAUUUUGCGACCAUCCACGCAUACCCUGAUAUAUGGCUCUCCGGCCAAACCGACGAUGCCCAAACUGCAUUCGUGCAGCGGUGGAUGUGGAGCCACUGGGACGACGCACGCCGGAUCCUGCAGAAGCCCCUCGUCUUCGCGGAGUUCGGCAAGUCGAAGAAGGACCCGGGCUACACCGUCGACGGUCGCGACUCGUACCUCGACACGGUGUACCGGAGCAUCUACCGCUUCGCGCGGUCUGGCGGGGGGUCGAUGGCGGGCGGCCUGGUGUGGCAGGUCAUGGCGGAGGGGAUGGAUUCGUACGACGACGGCUAUGAGAUCGUGCUGUCACAGGAGCCGGCAACGACGGGGCUCAUCGCGCGGCAGUCGAAGGUGAUGUCGGUGCUCGCGCACACGCUCGGCGGGCCCGCCGAGGCCAGCCNGCGGCCGCGGUGGCGGCGGCCACCGGAGGCAUAG
Molecule: messenger RNA, 1562 nt
Organism: Ananas comosus (pineapple)
Lineage: Eukaryota; Viridiplantae; Streptophyta; Magnoliopsida; Poales; Bromeliaceae
Product: mannan endo-1,4-beta-mannosidase 5-like
Exons: 5
Coding region: 249-1562 (437 amino acids)
Molecular function (GO): hydrolase activity, hydrolyzing O-glycosyl compounds
Source: RefSeq, a predicted model, not a curated record